Molecule: messenger RNA, 3439 nt
Organism: Rhopalosiphum padi (bird cherry-oat aphid)
Lineage: Eukaryota; Metazoa; Arthropoda; Insecta; Hemiptera; Aphididae
Gene: sll
Product: adenosine 3'-phospho 5'-phosphosulfate transporter 1
Exons: 9
Coding region: 350-1633 (427 amino acids)
Biological process (GO): transmembrane transport
Cellular component (GO): Golgi membrane; endoplasmic reticulum membrane
Molecular function (GO): 3'-phosphoadenosine 5'-phosphosulfate transmembrane transporter activity
Source: RefSeq, a predicted model, not a curated record
CAAGGUGUACCGUAUAUGCCUAUAAUUAUAAUAGUGUAAUAAUUUUAGUUUAAUAAAUAUAAAUAUUAAAUGAAACAAUUAAAAAUAAUAAAAUAGAUUAAUCAUUGUUUUGUCUCUUUUUCUAAAAAAUGUACAUUUUACUUUGCUUAACUUGAAAAUUUGACUUGAUAGUUAAUACCUACCUAAUUAAUUAUUGUAAAAUUUUUUAUAUUUUUCUAAAUACGCACAAUUUAAAAUGUUUAAAAAUAAUAUAAUGUUGACAGUUAAUACUGUUAAUUAUUGUACGAAGAAAAUUCAAAAUUCAUCAAUAAGUUCAUCCUUUUGUUUUAUCCAAUAAAAAUCAUCUGCAAUGGCAUUUCUUUCGUGUAUAAAAUUAUGGUUUUCCAUUUUGGUAUCUAUUAUUACAAUAAUCAUUUUACAAAAUUUAUUACCAGUUUUAUCAAAUUUGAAUCAAAAUGUUUCUUCAUUGAGUACAUUUAUUAAUAAUAGUCUUGGAUAUUGCUUAAUAUUAAUCCCUGGAUAUUGGCUUUACAAAUUUGCAAAAAAACAAGAUUUGGGAGAUAACCAGUUAACAAGUAGAUUGUUAAAAACAUUAUUUGGGGAUAAGCAUGAUUUAGAACCAGAACAACCUUUAUCGCCAAGUUACAAUGGACCAGCUAAUUUUAGAAAAGAUAUAAUAACCUUUGUAUACUGUUUUGGAGGCUUGCAAGUAUCUUAUUUAAUUUGGGGUGUUAUUCAAGAAAAAAUGAUGUCUGAGAACUAUGGUACGAAUGAAGCUUCAAAGUUCCACGAUUCCCAAAUGUUGGUAUUUUUGAAUAGAGGUUUAUCUACAGUUUUAUCUGGUAUAUUUUUAUUUAUGAAUGAGGGAAUACGAUCUAAAAAAUCACCACCGUUAUAUAAGUACAGUUAUUGUACUGUAUCAAAUAUUAUAAGUUCUUGGUGUCAAUAUGAGUCUCUCAAAUAUGUCAGUUUUCCUACUCAGGUAUUAGCAAAAACUUGUAAAAUUAUCCCAGUUAUGUUAAUGGGAAAAUUAAUGUCUGGUAAAAAGUACCAAUACUACGAGUAUGUCACGGCAGUAGGAAUUUGGAUUGGUAUGGCUAUAUUUCAAUUUUUCACAGAAAAUAAACAUUCUGACAUUACAACUUGUGCAGCCGGAGUUAUCUUGCUUGUUGGAUACUUAGCAACAGACAGUUUCACAUCAACGUGGCAAGGGAAAAUGUUCACACAAUACCAGGUUACUUCUAUGCAAAUGGUUUUCGCUAAUUCAUUACUAUCGUCACUUCUUACAACUAUACCACUGUAUCAAGUGGGUUCAUUCAAAAAAACAUAUGAAUUUAUUAAAGAGUAUCCAGCGUUUUUAACUGAUUGUAUAGUUUUGUCUGUAAGCUCGGCAUGUGGGCAACUAUUCAUUUAUAAAACUAUUUCUAAAUUUGGACCAAUCGUGUUGACUAUUAUAAUGACCAUAAGACAAGGUCUAUCAAUAGUAAUUUCCUGCAUAAGAUAUCAUCACCCUGUUGGUAUAAUGGCUGCACUUGGAAUUGUUUUUGUUUUCAUUUCAGUAUUUGUACGUUGCUAUUGUCAUUUCCGUAUUAAAUCAAAAAAAGUUCCUAAUCAUACAACAUUCAAAGUAUAAAUGAAGUAGUGAUACAAUGCCAAAGAAAACUUGAGUUGCUUGAAGCAUAAGUUGUAUGCAUCCUAGAAUAUUUUCCAGCCGAAAAGUUCUUUGUUGCCACAACAAAAAAUACAGUACUCCUAUUGCUGAUGGUACAGUCAGAAUGAGUGAAAGGACGACACAAAUUGCUUUGUCGGCCGCAUUGUCCCGGCGUGAUAAGAACGUACGAAACACUUCAAUGAGACAGAGAAACACAAAUACUGUCAUAUUAGUCCCGAGUUCAUUUAGAGAAACUGUCUUUUUUUGAGCAUCAUCAAUUGAUUUGGCACAUAUAAGUGAGAACUCGAACAUAGAAAACAUGCCAAAGUAAUAGGAAUUAAGGUACAUUAACACUUCAAACAUCAGAGGUGCUUCCAUUUCGCAUCACUAAAUUAUUUUAAUAUGAAUAGAAACGUUUGCUUUGACAUGCAGUCUGCAGACUUACUAACUUAUUAUAUACAAAACUAUAUUGCUAUCUAGCUAUUUUCGUCCACAUGGACUGACCCUGGUAAUCAAUAAACUACAAUGUUGCCUGGGUUGUAUCUCAAAAUGUUAUAAUUUAAAGGGAAAUAUUUUUCAGUUUUUCACUUAUACACAUUUUUUCGUUUUUAAAUCCAAUAAAAAUAAAAUUUUCAUUUUUACUCAAAUCUGUUUAAGGUAGAUACGUUAUAAAUUAUAAUUAAUAGUAAAACGAAACGUUUCUCAUAUUAGUUCAAUGCUUUAUUUUUGCGUGUCAAAUUUUGAGUACCCCUGAACUUUCGUUGCGUGGGUAUAUAAUACAGGGCGUUUGAAAAUCCAUUUUUUAAAUUAAUGUUUAUAUUAUUUUAAACUUUUUUAAUAAAACAAACUAUUCAUUAAAUUAUUCAAUUGAAAUUAUUAUAAAUUUAAAAAUAGUGAAGUUUCAUCGUAGUAAAUUGUUGUAGAUAUUACUUGGUUAUAUUUUAAUUUUACUACGUGUAAGCUUAAAUUAAUUUUAAUAGAAUUUAAUCAAAUAAAUAUUAUGUAAUGCCUAUUUUAUUAGUAAGUAGGUAUGUACCUAACUUAGCCUACCUAUUAUAUAGUUUGUACCUAAUGUACCUACAAACUAUUUAUUUAACCUGUAAAUUUAGAACACUAAAGGAUUUGCUAGGCAUUGAUGUAUUAAAUAUUGAUUGUCUUUGUGUAUAGAUUUGUUGAUUAUAGCGUGGCAAGCCGCAAGGGACAUAUUAUUGUCAAUCCAUUGUCGUGUUAUCAUAUUAUAUUUUAUUAUUUUUAUAAAUAAUAUUUUUUUUUUAUUCUUUUAUAAUAAAUAAUAAAUGUAUAUGUAUCUAAACAUUCUAAACCUAAUGCCCAAAAGUUUCGUUCAGGAUUUUUAGAGAUUGUAAAUAGUUUAGAAUCUAAGACUGUUAAAAAGGGUACUUACUACGAUCUAGUACCUAGUUAUUUUUAAAAACUAAUUUUAUCAUUUUUUUUCACAAUUUAUUGAUAGUUUUAAACGGGUAAAAAAAAUACUUAUAGUAUGGGUGGUAGCCAUAGCCUAUAGCCCAUAACCCAUAGGUACCUAUUUACCUAACCACUCGGACUCGUUUUGUAUACCUAAUAUGAUAAUUUAAUAUUUAUUAUUGCAUUAAAGCAUACUUUCCCAUUGUUAUUUAUUACAUAUUAUGUAAGAUUCAGUAAUCCACUAUUUUUCACUUGAUAUAGACAUAUAGUAUUCUGUUAACUAUUUAUAUUUAUUUUUUAUUAGAUUUUAGAUUUUUAGUACAAGACUACCUAUUACAGAUCAAAAAUAAAUUAUUCUACAUAAUA